AUGCCUAAAAGAAUAAAACCUAGUGGUGCUCACUACCGUAAGUUAGUUAAAGAGAAAAACCAGACGCCGGAUAAAACAAUAAAAACCAGUAAAUAUAAUGGCAUUAGCUUAUUAUACUAAUUAAUUAAUUAGUUAAAUGAUUAUUUGAUAUCAUAUUUUAAGAAAUAUUUGAAUUUUUAUAGACAGUUACCCACGCAGUUUAUCAGCCAAUGAAGAUUGUUCAUCAUCAAUUAUGCAGAUGCACAAUGAAAAUGAGAUAAUUCAAAAACGUGGGGUAGCAGUUCGGAAGAUGUUAAAUCAUUAGAGUAAGUUUUUUUUUUUUUUUUACUUUUUUUUAUUAAAAAUAAAAUAUAUAAUAUUAAAGGAUGAAAAUACUUUUAAUUAAAUUGUAUUAUGUUACUGUAUUUUUAAUAAUCUAGGUCCAUCAUUAAUGAGAUUCCAUCAAAUGAAAUGAAAUGAACAUAAUUCUAAAUGAUGCUGAUUAUUCUCAUGGUUUUAAAAUACCAGGCUAAAGUUCAAUAUUUUUAGUUUGAAUGAAAAUAUAUUCUAAAACAUUUUAAAUUAGUAAAACAGACAAUAGGCACCUAAUGUUUAUUAUUUCAGAAGCUUUGUAAGGUUGUUUGUUUUUACUUGCUUUUAGGACUGAUCCAGCUGACUGGAAUAUGAGUGAAUUUACUAUUGAUUAUGUAUGUAAAAAUGGCUACAGUCAAAAUUUGGAUUCAAAUUUUAGUCGAUCCAAACAACUUUAUCAGAGAGUUCGCAAAGGUUCGUUCAGAAAUGCCCAUAGGUAUUUAAAUACAAAUUAUUUUGAAACUGUUUUGAUCGGCGGUGAGAAAUUUAGAAAAAGUUAUUUUGUUUAGUCAGAAAGUUAGAGUGCAGUUUUUUACAUUCCUUGUUAUCUAUUUCAAAAAUUCUUCAGAAUUUUCAAGAAAUGGUUUCUCAGAUUGGAAAAGAUCAAAAUCAAACAACAAGCAUGAAAACUCUCUUUCACAUAAAGUAUGUGUAAUUAAAAUGAAAAAAUAGAUCUUUGGAAUUAAAUAGGGUUGAUAAAACACUUCAGUAUCAAACAGAAACAGAAAAAGCAUAUUGGAAAAAUGUCUUAACAAGACGUUUGUGCUGUCGUGAAAUCUUUAUCAUAUUGGGGCUUGCUAUUUAG
Molecule: messenger RNA, 1156 nt
Organism: Cinara cedri
Lineage: Eukaryota; Metazoa; Arthropoda; Insecta; Hemiptera; Aphididae
Source: the annotation of a GenBank genome assembly